AUGGUGCCGGGGGCUUGCCACCAGCGACAGCCGCAGGUCAACUCCGCGAUGGACUUGGGGCUGAGUUUCUGCAACUGGGAGGAUGUGAUCUGCCCGAUCUGCCUGGAUUUCCCUCACAACGGGGUCCUCCUCCGGUGCUCCUCCUACGACAAGGGAUGCCGCCCGUUCAUGUGCGACACAGGCCACACGCACUCGAACUGCCUCGAGCGCUUCAAGGCCGCCAAUGGGCUGCUGCCCCGGGCCGGUUCGUGGGACCAAGACUGCAAGCCAAAGUGCCCACUUUGCCGAGGGGAGGUGACCGGCUGGGUCGUUGUGGAGGAGGCCCGUACACAGCUCAAUGGUAAGCAGCGGUGCUGUGAGGAGAGGCACUGCUCCUUUGUGGGGGACUACUUUGGCCUGCAGGAGCACGCCCGGGUGGUUCACCCACACUCGCGGCCGUCGGAGAUUGACCCCGCUCGGAAGAUUGACUGGGAGCACUUCCAGCAGUCCUCUGAGAUCAUUGACGUGAUCAGCACCAUCCACUCGGAGGUCCCUCAUGGGGUUGUGCUUGGGGACUAUGUUAUUGAGUACGGGGACGACGACACUGGCGAUGAUGAGUAUGAGGACUUUCCAGGGGACGACGGCAACUGGUGGACGUCUUGCAUCCUGUAUCAGGUCUUUGAAAACUUCCGGGCCUCGAGGAACCGGCGGAGGGCCCGGGUGGCGGAGUCCCGGAGGGGGCAGCAUCGGGGUGGCUAUGAUGUCUCCAUGGCCGACGAGGGCUCCUCCUCCUCCGUGGAUACAGUUGACUUCAGGUUUGACGAGACCGAUGACGAGUUGACCGGGACAAACGCUGUUGCUAUCCAAUCCAGGGGAGGCUCGAGCCACAGCAGGUUAGUGAGUGGUCCUUGA
Molecule: messenger RNA, 891 nt
Organism: Spirodela intermedia
Lineage: Eukaryota; Viridiplantae; Streptophyta; Magnoliopsida; Alismatales; Araceae
Source: the annotation of a GenBank genome assembly